Diospyros lotus (date-plum) is the source of this 897-nucleotide messenger RNA. RefSeq lists its product as uncharacterized. The transcript has a single exon. NCBI's taxonomy places the organism in Eukaryota, Viridiplantae, Streptophyta, Magnoliopsida, Ericales, Ebenaceae. Gene Ontology annotation, cellular component: mitochondrion. The record is from RefSeq and is a predicted model, not a curated record. Bases 171 to 581 code for a protein of 136 amino acids.
CUCCGAGUCCUAAACCCUAAAAAGACGAAUACAGAACCCUGGAAACACGGCUUCUUCCAUUGCCAUUCUACUUCACAGCUUCUCUCUUCUCUUUUCCUCUCAGUACAUAUAAUAAUACACACACACACACACACACACACACACACACAUACACUCUGGCAGAGAGAUCAAUGGCCGGUGGUCGAUUUAGAGAACUAUUGAGGAAAUACGGCAAGGUGGCGUUAGGAGUACACUUCUCGGUAUCGGCGGCGUCAAUGACCGGUCUCUACAUCGCCAUCAAGAACAACGUCGACGUGGAGGCUGUGCUUGAGAAGGUCGGCAUGGGCGGCGGUGUCUCCACCGCCAAUCGGGAACAAGAACAAACGCCUCCCAUAAGCCACCAAUCAGAUGUCGAUGAGAUUGUUCAGAAUAAGAAGAGGAACCGGACGGCCGAACUGGCUGCUUCGAGCGGUGGGGCACUGGCACUUGCCUUACUCUGUAACAAGGCUCUGUUUCCGAUUCGAGUUCCGAUCACCGUCGCGCUUACGCCUCCGGUUGCCAGGUUCUUGGCCAGGCGCAGAAUUAUCAAGAACAGUGUAUGAUCUUGGGUGCCUUUAACUCUUACAUUUUGUAAUACUGUUAUCCUAGAAUGAACAUCGAAAAUAAUAAGACAUGUGAAAUGUUUUAGUUUUGAAUUGUAUGGUGAAUUGAAAAUGUUAGAUAAUCCUAUCCCCAUUCGCUUUGAAUCUUAGCUCAAAAAGUUAGGAAGUAGAAUGUGAGAUUACCCUCCAAAUGUGUGUUUUUUAGCAACCGUAUGUUGGUUGGGAUAGUUGGCAAAUGCAGGAAUUUAUUAUUUUCAGCUUUUGUUUUCUGGCUACAAAUUAUAAAAAGAAAAUAGCAUAUGAUCUUUCUUUUUCA